Molecule: messenger RNA, 4957 nt
Organism: Nerophis ophidion (straightnose pipefish)
Lineage: Eukaryota; Metazoa; Chordata; Actinopteri; Syngnathiformes; Syngnathidae
Product: membrane-spanning 4-domains subfamily A member 4D-like
Exons: 7
Coding region: 154-759 (201 amino acids)
Source: RefSeq, a predicted model, not a curated record
UUCCACUGCGUCACCAAAACUUCUGAGCUCCUCUCAGUAUAUAAAAAAAAAAAGGUCUCAAAUUUCUCUUCCCUCUCUUCCUGUCUCCCACAAUCCUAAACGGUUUUCCCCGUACUGCAUCUCUCCAUGAAAAACUAAGCCUGCUUCCCCACCAUGGAUGACAGGACGUCAACACCAACCACCACUUCGGAGGUCACAAGAGGACAACAGAAUGCGGACCUUAAGGCGUCGCCGUCCAGCAAACCUCUUCAUCGCUUUCUCCAAAAGGAGCCCCAGAGUCUCGGCGUUGCCAUCGGGAUCUGUGGCUGUGCAGAGCUGAUCAUGGGAUGCGUCUUGUUCAGGGAAACCAUGACAACCUCCGGCAAGGCCUACAUUCCUUUCUGGCAGGGAGGUCUGUUUCUCAUCUGUGGAAUCUUGUCGGUCUACACGGGAGUAUGUCCAUCCAAAAAGAUGGUGACCGUCUGUCUGUCCAUGUAUGUGAUGUCCAUCCUGGGAGUCUUCGUGUCUUCCAUUUAUAGGAUAAUCAGCUUUUUUUUCUACUGGUUCGUUUUAUGGCAAUUCUUUGCGGACCCAAUGGGCUACAACAGAGCGAUGCAACUUUUGGCCCUGGACUGCAUUAUGGUCACGUUCUCUGCGUGCGUGGCGGUGAUUCUCAUCUUCUUGUCAGUGGUGGCCCGCCUGGCUCUCAAAUCCACAAACACCCAGGUCAUUUUCCAGCGGAUAUCAACGCCACAGACUGACACAACAUCCCAACUAUAAUUUUGGAUCCUUCUCACUUAACGAUCAUACAUCUGUACAGUUUUCUAUACUAUGUUAUACAUUACCACUUUAGGAAUACUCGCUCCAUUUAAUGAGAUUUAAUACAUUUUUGCACAUUUAUUCAUCCAUCCAUCCAUCCAUUUUCUACCGCUUAUUCCCUUUCGGGGUCGCGGGGGGCGCUGGCGCCUAUCUCAGCUACAAUUGGGCGGAAGGCGGGGUACACCCUGGACAAGUCGUCACCUCAUCGCAGGGCCAACACAGAUAGACAGACAACAUUCACACUCACAUUCACACACUAGGGCCAAUUUAGUGUUGCCAAUCAACCUAUCCCCAGGUGCAUGUCUUUGGAGGUGGGAGGAAACCGGAGUACCCGGAGGGAACCCACGCAUUCACGGGGAGAACAUGCAAACUCUACACAGAAAGAUCCCGAGCCAGGAAUUGAACCCAGGACUGCAGGACCUUUGUAUUGUGAGGCAGACGCACUAACCCCUCUGCCACCGUGAAGCCCAGUAUUCAUUUAACUAUGUGUAUUAUCGUGGUUGAAAACCCACCAAGAGCCGUCUCUAAUAUUUCGCUUACCUGUAUCACUGUGAGAGAAAAAAAAUAUUUUAGACUUUACGAUUUAAAAAAAAAAAUGGCAGCUCAGUCUCCAGUAUUUUACCGUAAAAUGCACAGUGGUUUUUACUCGGAAUAAUUGCAAAUGGAAAAACAAUACCACUUAUUUUUACCAUAAAAUUCUGAACACCAAGAUUUCCGUUUUUUUACCUUAAAUCUACGGUCGUUGUUUUUACAGUGCAUUACUGUAAAGCAGGGGUCUCAAACAUGCGGCCCGCGAGCCAAUUGUAGCCCGCGAGACGUUAUUUUGCGGCCCGCACCUUAAUAUGAAAAUCUAAUGUUGGUGCGGCCCGCGAGUUUUACAUGAAUGGCACUCUACAGUGUUAUACCUGUACACCCUCGAUUUUUCCAGGAGAUAAUAUAUUUUAUGUAUUUAAAAAUGGAAGAACCACUACAACCAGUUAGCACUAAUGUCUUUAUAUGACCAACAAAUAAUCAAGCAGUCUUCAAUCAAUCAAUCAAUGUUUAUUUAUAUAGCCCCAAAUCACAAAUGUCUCAAAGGACUGCACAAAUCAUUACGACUACAACAUCCUCGGAAGAACCCACAAAAGGGCAAGGAAAACUCACACCCAGUGGGCAGGGAGAAUUCACAUCCAGUGGGACGCCAGUGACAAUGCUGACUAUGAGAAACCUUGGAGAGGACCUCAGAUGUGGGCAACCCCCCCCCCUCUAGGGGACCGAAAGCAAUGGAUGUCGAGCGGGUCUAACAUGAUACUGUGAAAGUUCAAUCCAUAGUGGCUCCAACACAGCCGCGAGAGUUCAGUUCAAGCGGAUCCAAGACAGCAGCGAGAGUCCCGUCCACAGGAAACCAUCCCAAGCGGAGGCGGAUCAGCAGCGUAGAGAUGUCCCCAACCGAUACACAGGCGAGCGGUCCAUCCUGGGUCCCGACGAGCGGUCCAUCCUGGGACUUGACUUUGGACAGCCAGUACUUCAUCCAUGGUCAUCGGACCGGACCCCCUCCACAAGGGAGGGGGGGACAUAGGAGAAAAAAAGAAAAGAAGCGGCAGAUCAACUGGUCUAAAAAGGAGGUCUAUUUAAAGGCUAGAGUAUACAGGUGAGUUUUAAGGUGAGACUUAAAUGCUUCUACUGAGGUAGCAUCUCGAACUGUUACCGUGAGGGCAUUCCAGAGUACUGGAGCCCGAACGGAAAACGCUCUAUAGCCCGCAGACUUUUUUUGGGCUCUAGGAAUCACUAAUAAGCCGGAGUCUUUUGAACGCAGAUUUCUUGCCGGGACAUAUGGUACAAUACAAUCGGCUAGAUAGGAUGGAGCUAGACCGUGUAGUAUUUUAUACGUAAGUAGUAAAACCUUAAAGUCACAUCUUAAGUGCACAGGAAGCCAGUGCAGGUGAGCCAGUACAGGCGUUAUGUGAUCAAACUUUCUUGUUCUUGUCAAAAGUCUAGCAGCCGCAUUUUGUACCAACUGUAAUCUUUUAAUGCUAGACAUGGGGAGACCCGAAAUAUUAGAAUAUUAGACUUCUAAAUCAUAUCCUACUAUACAUAUACACUUAUCAGUUCCAGCACAUUGACUCAGUUAUGAAUGUAAUCUACAUUAAUUCUCCAGUGUUGUAUUUAAUUAAUCCACAGAAAAAAUCCGAGCCAACCUACUACACAUGUGAUCAUCAGUGUCACAAGACAGCACAGUGCACCUCUUUAUGAUCGUGAUAACCAUAGUUUUGCCUUGUGAGUGAGCCAAAUGUUUGCUAAAUGUGUCCUCUUUGAAACACUUUUUAAAUUUUAGCAUUCCCGUGCAGAGGAGCCAGAUGAGGUGGUUCGGGCAUCUGGUCAGGAUGCCACCCGAACGCCUCCCUAGGGAGGUGUUUAGGGCACGUCCAGCUGGUAGGAGGCCUUGGGGAAGACCCAGGACACGUUGGGAAGACUAUGUCUCCCGGCUGGCCUGGGAACGCCUCGGGAUCCCCCGGGAAGAGCUAGACGAAGUGGCUGGGGAGAGGGAAGUCUGGGCUUCCCUGCUUAGGCUGCUGCCCCCGCAACCCGACCUCGGAUAAGCGGAAGAUGAUGGAUGGAUGGAUGGAUGGCAUCCCCGUGCAAUACAUAUCCUUGACGUUUCAUUAUCGCGAUGCAUCUCAAUAGGUAAGGGAAAACGGGGGUUGUUCGUCUCGACACCAGAGGGCGCUGUUUCUCAAAAAUUAUGGUACGCAUGUGCCUUCAGACUGUGGCAGCAUCCAUCCCAUCCAUUUUCUACCGCUUAUUCCCUUUUGGGGUCGCGGGGGGGCGCUGGCGCCUAGUUUAGCUACAAUCGGGCGGGAGGCGGGGUACACCCUGGACAAGUCGCCAACUCAUCGCAGAGCCAACACAGAUAGACAGACAACAUUCACACACUAGGGCCCAUUUAGUGUUGCCAAUCAACCUAUCCCCAGGUGCAUGUCUUUGGAGGUGGGAGGAAGCUGGAGUACCCGGAGGGGAGAACAUGCAAACUCCACACAGAAAGAUCCCAAGCCUGGGGUUGAACCCAAGACUGCAGGACCUUCGUAUUGUGAGGCAGACGCACUAACCCCUCUGCCACCGUGAAGCCCUAGUAUUGCACAGAACAGGCCCAAAUUCUGGACACACAUUUUCCUUCAAUGCUUUUUCUUUAUUUUUAUGACUACAUUGUAGAUCAUGGGUGUCAAACUCUGGCCUGCGGGCCACAUUUGGCCCGCCGUGUAAUUUCGUCGGGCCCUUGAGGCAGUGCCAAAUUAACAUUAGAGCUGGCCCGCCGGUAUUAUACAGUGACGGUGCCGCUGUAACACCGCAUUCAUCGCUAAUACUCAUAAUUCCCAACCCUCCCAAUUUUCCUGGUAGACUCCUGUUUCUUCAGUGCCCCUCUCGAAAAUCUCCCGGGCAACCAUUCUCCCGAUUUCCACCCAGACAACAAUAUUGGGGGCGUGCCUUAAAAGGCACUGCCUUUAGCGUCCUCUACAACCUGUCAUCACGUCCGCUUUUCCUCCUUACAAACAGCGUGCUGGCCGAGUCACGUAAUAUAUGCAGCUUUUCACACACACAAGUGAAUGCAAUGCAUACUUGGUCAACAGCCAUACAAGUCACACUGAGGGUGGCCGUAUAAACAACUUAAAACACUGUUACAAAUAUGCGCCACACUGUGAACCCACACCAAACAAGAAUGACAAACACAUUUCGGAAGACCAUCCGCACCGUAACACAACACAAACACAACAGAAGAAAUACCCAGACCCCCUUGCAGCACUAACUCUUCCAGGACACUACAAAAUACACCACCCGCUACCAACAAAACAAUUUUAUUUUCUGUCAGCGCGGUAGCACUUCCGUGUUAUUAGUGAAGUCAAUGUAACUGUAAGUCCCAAUCGAUGCUGCUGCUGCUACUAUUACUAUCAGAUGAUGUGGAGGCCAUAAUGUUUGAUAAUAGCUUCACUGAAAACUGCAUUACAUGAAAAAGUGUGGGGCGAGGGGGGUAACACUGAUUUUCUCUACUUUUACUAAUGUUACGAUUAAAUAUAUGUAGCUUUACAUUCUGUGUUGAAAUAUAUGUGCAAUACAUUUAGGUAGAUAAUGGCUAUGUUGUUAAUAUGGAAAUUAAAGUGCUCUAAUAAAUAAAUCAUAAAUGUGA